This is a messenger RNA of Carassius auratus (goldfish), 3249 nucleotides long. RefSeq lists its product as uncharacterized. The record is from RefSeq and is a predicted model, not a curated record. Lineage: Eukaryota; Metazoa; Chordata; Actinopteri; Cypriniformes; Cyprinidae. The transcript is spliced from 6 exons. Bases 626 to 1621 code for a protein of 331 amino acids.
UGGAAACUUCUCAGUGACAUGAAACAAGGUGAAGUGGUAGAUGUCAUAAAGAGUGACCAUUGUAUCCUCAAGUAUGGCGAACAGAAAUACAACCUCAUGGGACACCGGCGUUCUGAUCAUGAACUGAUCCGUCAGAAAAUGCGUGAGUUAGGGAGACUGGUUUUAAAAGGAAGGCAGGUGUCCCCUCUCAAAUCACUUGAGGAGUACAUUGAUCCAGCCAACUUCCAACACACAGUUAAUGCAGUUAAAGCUGUUACAGGCUUUCAGUGUGAAACAAAUAAGAUAGCAGUGCCAACGCUAGCCAACAAACUUGGUCAGAGCCUCAUGAAGGUUGCCGACAUUGUAAGUUGUGAUGCAAGGAUCUCCGGUGACACAACAAAAGUUCAAAAAGCAGAGGACUUCAAACACAUCUAUCAGACACGCUGGAGGGAGAUGAUCUCAUGUCAUGCUCACAAUACCCUGGAAGAAAAAAGGUACAACGCUCCACUGAUCUUGCCAUUUGCAGAUGAUGUCAAGAAACUCCAUAUAUAUUUAAAGGAGAAACAGCAAGAAUACUACAGCACACUUUUUUAAUGCACCGAACACCAAGACCUGGGCAAAACUGGCUAAAGUCACUCUUGCACAAAUGAUCAUCUUCAACAGAAAAAGGCAAGGAGAAGCCUGUCUGAUGCCAGUACAAUCAUUCGAGUCUCGAGACAAAUCUACUUUAAAUAGUGAUAUUGCUGACUCUCUCUCAGAAGUUGAACAAGCACUAUGCAAGUACUUUAGUCGUGUAGAAAUCCGUGGAAAACGCGGAAGGAAAAUUGCAGUACUUUUGGCACCGGAAAUGAUCAAAUCCAUGGAGUUGCUGGUUAAAACACGUGAAGUUUGCGGUGUUCCGAAGGAGAACAUCUACAUGUUUGCAAUCCCAGGCUGCGAGACAUCAUUUCGUGGAUCAGACUGCCUGCGCUGCUUUGCCAUGGAGUGUGGUGCUAAAUGUCCAAAAGCCCUAUCGUCCACCAAGUUGCGCAAACACAUCUCUACAAUGUCCAGAGUUCUUAACAUGAACGACACAGAAAUGGACCAACUUGCUGAUUUCCUGGGACAUGAUAUUCGUAUCCACAGGAAAUAUUACAGAUUACCCGAGGGAACACUCCAGCUGGCAAAAAUCACCAAAGUAUUGAUGGCAAUGGAGCAGGGAAGGCUUAACGAAUUCAGAGGGAAAGGUCUUGACCAGAUCAGCAUCAAUCCAACAGAGUGCGUUGAGCCUGGUCCUGGGAUAGAGAGUGAAACCGAACUGUCAGAUCAUUCUCAUGAUGUGACGUCAAGUGAGACAGCAGGCACUUCAGGAGUGAAUAGCAGCAGGCCAGUAAACACGAAUGAAGGAUCUCCGGAGAGGACACGGGAGGUCAUGAAAGUAACAUCAGUUCCUAGGAAGAGAAAGUGGAGUGAGGUGGAGAUUGCGGCUGUAGAAGAGACAAUGAUGAAAUUUAUUCACUCGGGAGUUACUCCUGGAAAAGUCGACUGCGUUGCAUGCAUUACAGCAGCCCCCAAAGCCCUCGGUGAACGAGACUGGCAGGCGGUGAAGUAUUAUAUAAAAAACAGAAUCACAGCAUACGAGAGAAAGACCUCAAAAAAGUAAGGUGGAUUUUGAAUGUUGAUUCCGUUUUUGCGUUUUAGUUGAUUUAUAUUGUUUUGUUUUGUUUUGGUCUCAAUACCAUUGUUGGAAACAUUAUAUUGUAAUUUAAGUUUUGAAAGAGUUAAGACGGCUCGAUGUUGGUUGUAAAUUUGGUGCUUGGACUUCUUUUUUUUAAGUCUGCUGGCAAAAUGCUGUGUCAGGUGAUAAGGAGUUGGUGUAAAUGUUCAGUAGCCAUACGACAGAGUGAGUGCCUAUAGUUUUCAAUGCCUUUAUUCAGGCCCCUUUACUUUUCACAUUUUAAUUUUAAAUUGAUUAAUUUAUUUUCUGAUGGCACAUCAUAAAAACUAUAUGUUGUAAUAUCUGGUGGCAAGCACGGAACCCAUACUGUACUGAUUAAAUUUGGCUGUAGAUUCAAUUUGUAUCAAGGUCGUUUUUAUUUCUCUUGGAUUUUUUUUUUUAAUGACUUAAAGAUUAAAUUCUUAGAGCAUUUCAAAACAAGACAAAAAAAACUCCAUUCCACUGAUAAUGUUCAUAAUUUUAGACAAUUUAAGAAUUGUAGCUCUGAUCUAACCUUUCCGAAUGUGUUAUUACUGGUUAACUACAGGAUACUUAACUUUACCUCAAACAUAAUACAUACUUUUAAAAGUAACCUUACCAUGUAUACGUUUAAUGGGUUUUUUGUGUGUAUCUUCUUGUUUGUGCUCUGUCAGUAUAAGGGUCGGUGUUUGUAAAAGCACUCUGUGACAACUUGGUUUUAAAGGGCUUUAUAAUAUAUAUUAGAUUGACUUUGAUAAGAGCAGCUAAAUCACAUUCAACGAAUGUCUCUCAUGGGUCAUAAUAAUCAGUAAAUGUAGCAACUGAAUUGUGUAAGAAUGAGUUAAAUGCAGUAUAUGAUUGUGGCAGUCUUAGUGGACUGAAAUGACUUGCAGUUGAAGAAGUUAAAGUUCAUUUUUGAAGUCAAGCUGAACUAACUUGUUAAACCACCCUAUUUUUAACAAACCAAUAUAACUUCCAGAAAUACCAUUAUGAAUUGGCCAGCUGGCCAUAUUAUGACCUUUCUUUGUCUGUAGAUUACACUGGUUUGUCCCCAGAUUGGACAUUCCAUGUGUACUUACUCAUACACUAGUUGGUCAGGGUUUUGUCCCCAGAUGGGACUUCCGUUAAUGCCCAUAUAAGGAGUUGUCCCCGUGUCCCCACAUGUGUUAACCUGACCUGUCCCCAGAUUAUCACCUACCCUUAUUUUAAUGAAUUAAUUACAUUUUAAGUGAGAUAUUUAUUAAACUUUUUUUUUUAGAUUUUUUGAUGCGUUUAUCUAGUCUCUAGGAUGUCAGGAAAGUGGUGUCCCCAAAAUGUGGUAAAUAACUGGUGCCCCCACGAGGCACCCCAAACAAGUAUGUGUGUGUGUGUGUGUGUGUGUGUGUGUGUGUGUGUGUGUGUAUGUGUUAAAUGCACUAGACUUGGCCACACGUCACAUCCUUUCCUUCUCUUUUCCUGAAAGUGAACAGUAAUCUUUAAUAUGACUGUAACUGCUGUAGAGUAUAAUGAUACUAACUGUAGUUUCUCCAGCUUGAAUUGUGUGUUCAUCAGUAGAUCACUGAGGUGUUUCACUCCAGAGUCUCCUAGUAGUUUAU